Bombina bombina (fire-bellied toad) is the source of this 1428-nucleotide messenger RNA. RefSeq names its product dynein axonemal assembly factor 11 (gene DNAAF11). Lineage: Eukaryota; Metazoa; Chordata; Amphibia; Anura; Bombinatoridae. Gene Ontology annotation, cellular component: cytoplasm. Gene Ontology annotation, biological process: outer dynein arm assembly. Gene Ontology annotation, molecular function: protein binding. The transcript is spliced from 11 exons. The coding region runs from base 1 to 1428 and encodes 475 amino acids. The record is from RefSeq and is a predicted model, not a curated record.
AUGAUUAACUUGUGGUUUUCAGUCACAGAAGAUUUGAUCAGACGGAGGGCUGAGCACAACAACUGUGAGAUUUUUUCUCUGGAAGAAAUCUCUCUUCAUCAACAGGAUAUUGAGAAAAUAGAACAUAUAGAUAAGUGGUGCAGAGAUUUAAAAAUUCUUUACCUACAAAACAAUGUUAUUCCAAAAAUAGAAAAUGUUAGCAAACUGAAAAAGCUGGAAUACUUAAACUUGGCCUUAAACAACAUUGAAAAAGUUGAAAAUUUGGAAGGCUGUGAGUCACUGCAGAAGUUGGACCUAACGGUUAAUUUUGUAGGGGAGCUGUCCAGUAUCAGAAGUCUUAAAAACAACAUAUACCUAAGAGAACUCUACUUGAUCGGAAACCCAUGUGCCGAGUUUGAAGGCUAUCGGCAAUAUGUAGUGGCCACUCUCCCGCAGCUUAAAUGGUUGGACGGCAAAGAGAUAGAGCGCUCAGAAAGGAUUCAGGCUCUGCAGGAUUAUCAACAAGUACAGCUGCAAAUGAAAGAACAAGAAGACGCUUACCUAGCAAAAAGGGCCAAAGAAAAAAGAGAGGCACAGAAAAACCUAACAAAAAAACAAGCGCAACACAAAACUUCACAAGAGAAAAGGCCUGGAUUUGACAGACGUUGGUACACCGACAUAAAUAAUACAAUACCAGACUUGGAGGAAAACAAAGAAAAUUGUGAACGUGUAAAGGAAAAAGAUGAAGAAGAGGUGAAAGAACAUGGAGAAGAGGAGGAUAAAGCGUUUUGGAGUCAGCCCUCAUUAUACACUCCUGAAAGUAGAUUAGAAACUCAUCGAUACAUUGAAGAGAAGCGCAGAUCUGAAGAGGGCAAAAGUGAAGAAAAAAAGAAAGUGAAACCUCCCAGGACUUUGAUCACAGCUGAAGGACGUGUUUUGAACGUUAAUGAAUCUAAACUCGAUUUCUCUUUGGUUGAUGAUGAAGAAAACAAUCAGUUUAUUCUGGACCUGGCUAUAUUUAGGCAUUUGGACACUUCGCUAAUUGAGGUUGAUGUUCAACCAACUUACGUAAAAAUUGUGGUCAAAGGCAAGACAUUUCAGCUUGUGCUUCCUGCAGAAGUUAAACCGGACAACAGCACGGCUAAACGAUCACAGACCACUGGCCAUUUGGUCAUCAAUAUGCCAAAGGCUACGGAACUAAUCAAGACCAAAAUUAAGACCCUGUCAGAAGUGAAGAAGAAAAAUUCCAACGAGCUGCAAAAAAGAUCAAAAACAACCGAGACAUUGGAAGUGGAUCCAAGAGCUUAUUCAUGUCCAGAUGUGGCAAAUAUUGUUCAGGAAAAGAAGAAAACUGCGCAAGGACCACUUCAGCUACACACCAGCAAGUUAAAGGAAACAGAAAACAAUGAAGACUUAACAGAUGACUCCGAAGUUCCGCCUCUUGUGUGA